Molecule: messenger RNA, 1312 nt
Organism: Oncorhynchus gorbuscha (pink salmon)
Lineage: Eukaryota; Metazoa; Chordata; Actinopteri; Salmoniformes; Salmonidae
Product: akirin-2-like
Exons: 6
Coding region: 356-898 (180 amino acids)
Biological process (GO): positive regulation of transcription by RNA polymerase II; positive regulation of innate immune response
Cellular component (GO): chromatin; nucleus
Molecular function (GO): transcription coregulator activity
Source: RefSeq, a predicted model, not a curated record
CCAAUUUUUUGACGUCUUCAACCCUAGAACCAGACGGGAUCAAAAACAAGAAGCUAGCUGGCUUUCAAACUGGUAUGCAGGUUGUUAUAGCUUCGUCCGAAUUUAUAACGUAGCUAAGGACAUUCAAAUAGAAGUAAGAUAUAAGUGAAACAAACGUCAAUGAUACACGAGCGUCGGAUAGGAACGGAGGGCAACUUUUUCCCGGAAAGGUGGGAAUUUGUUUUCAUUUGAUUUUGUUGGCUAACGCUAGCUUAACCUAAUAACGUUACUGUACGUUAGCCAACAACAGUCGCAAGACUCCUUCCUGGACUUGUCGAAGUUGCAAAGCUAGCUGGACCCUCCUUAAAUCAAAAUCAUGGCGUGUGGAGCGACCCUGAAAAGAACCAUGGAGUUUGAUCCAUUGAUGAGUCCGACGUCGCCUAAAAGGAGAAGGUGUAUCCCGGUUUCCCCAUCAUCCUCCUCAUCCCCACGGAAAUACCUUCGCAUGGAGCCGUCACCAUUUGGAGAGGUGUCGUCAAGACUAUCAGCUGAGAAAAUUCUGAACAACAUCAAGCAGGAGUACAAGCGCAUUCAGAAGAGAAAACACAUUGAUGGAGUUUACCAACAGACAGAGGGUUGCUACUCCCCAGAGGCUCCACCCCCUCUAGGUGGAUCCAGUAUGCCAGGCACAUCGGCUGGAGGUUCUUCUCCAUCAAGGAAAGAACAGCCCUUAUUUACUCUUAGACAAGUUGGAAUUAUUUGUGAACGUCUACUGAAGGAGCGUGAAGAUAAAGUUCGGGAGGAAUAUGAGGAGACCAUGACUUCCAAGUUGGCAGAACAAUAUGACACUUUUGUGAAGUUUACACAUGACCAGUUGAUGCGAAGAUUUGGAGAGCAACCUGCAAGCUAUGUUUCCUGAAAGCAUCCCAGUCUGCCAGGUGACCUGUUGCUGCAAGCUAUCAAGUUUAAAUCUUGGGAAAUCACCGCAAGAGAUUUGGUUUAUUUCAACUUUUCUUACUGUGCCAUAUUUCUCCUUUGGGCAAAGGUUUAUAAGCCGUUAUCAGUGGUUAUCACUUUCUCUCGCAAGCAGCUAGGUGCUUCCUAAUGUAAAUGUAUAGGCCCUCUCUACCAUUGGCCUACGUUUCUCCUGCUGAAUAUGCGGAUGCACCAGUUACUUUUUUUGUAUGGGACUUUACAAAGUGUAAGUUAGAUAUUUUUUUUUUUUUUCCCCUUUCAAAAUGUUUAUUUUAUUUUGUCAUUUUUGUUUUCCUGGUAUUACUUUCAAACCUAUGUACUUAGUGGAAAACCAAACAAUAAAAUGUUUUAAGGCUUA